Symbiodinium necroappetens is the source of this 888-nucleotide messenger RNA. The record is from the annotation of a GenBank genome assembly. NCBI's taxonomy places the organism in Eukaryota, Dinophyceae, Suessiales, Symbiodiniaceae.
AUGUCGCUGCCCUCUGAUGCAUCAAAGCAAGAGUUCCUCAAGCAGCGUGAGAUGCGCAAGGAGCACUGGUUACGAAGCUUCUGUGAGGAAGAUGCCGAACACCGGCAAUUGCUGCACUGGCUGCUCGAAGAAGGCCUUAGCCGACCGGAGGACUUUCAGGACAGGGUGCAUCACGCACACCGCUUGCGCGAGCUCGGCAACAAGUGGUAUCGGUCAGAUGACUUUCGCAGGGCCUUGCAUUGCAACUUGGGCGCCAUUCACGCAGUGGACUUCACUCCGCACGAACAGAUGGACAUGACAGAUGAGCAGAGGCUUGCUGUUGCACGAGAACUGUUGCCAGUUCUCAGCAACCUGGCGCAAGUCUUCUUGAAAAGAGGCGACUUUGGCAAUGUUGUCAAGGCAGCACACCUGGGCUUGCGAAAUGUAAACAAGCUGCCCGGCGACGAAGCAGAUACGUUCAAAGCAAAGCUUCGCUACCGCAGAGCUCUUGCACUGGGGGAGCCAGGUCCGGAACAUAAUCUGGAAAGUUCCUUGGACGACUUGCGGGAAGCGGCACGACUGAUGCCGACAAGUACCGAGAUCCGAAGUUGUCUUCAUAAAUGCAAAGAACUGCUACACAAAGUGGGGCCCUCAGUAACUCACAAGAAGUCUGACCGUGAGACGCAAAUUUCGGGCCACGGCGCCGACCAGAAGCCACCGGCUCUCUCACCUGCCUUGGAGAUGUUUGCCAAAUGUGUCGGGCGCGGCCUUGCAAAGCUCAUUCAAUGUUGGACCUGCUUACAAAAAGCGCGUGGUGGCAGGAUAAGUGCCAACCUAUGGAGAUUUGGCUUCGUGGCGCUUUCGUCAGCGCUGGUUAUGGCGCUGACCCACGUGCUUUUCGCGAGAUAA